CUUGAUUCCAAAAGCCCGAUGAGCUUCCUCACUCAGCCUCAGGCUCAGUCUAUAUAUAUAAUCUGCCACUCUGAAUAUUUACAUGUGCCCCUGAGCUUAACACAGUGUUUGGCAGUUGUCACCACUUUUCUCCUAUUCCCAUUUUUUCACUGUACCUAUUUGUCUCAUUUGGCAGCUAUUUUCCACCUCUAUCCAAACGCUGCCUUAACCCAUUCUCUAUAUUAGCUUUCCCCCAUUUUCUGGUCUCUCUCACCAAAAAUCCACAAUCUCUCUCUCUCUCUCUAUCUGUUAUCAAAAUCCUCUGUUCUCUCUCUCUCUCUCCAAUGGAAGCUCUUGGAUUCCUCAGGUUCUGGAAAAACGCCGGCGUCGGCACCGGCGCUGACGUCGGUCUCUGUGCGGAUGACGUACACAAUCCUUCGUUCAGCUCCGAUGGAGAAGAAACCGACGACAACGAUUCGUUCUUCGAUCUGGUCAUCAAAUCGCCCGAUCGAGCUGCCGCCGAGACCCGCGGCGGCGAUUCGAAGGACUAUUCGAGCUCCAAGCCUCAAUCGCCGGUCAGCAUCCUACGGUCGGGCCCCAAAUUCAAGGUGUUCAUGCUUGGAUUCAGAAAAUCGCCGUGCCGCGAGAAGACGUCGAAGCCGAGCGCGGCGAAUCAGCUCUCGAGAUCGUCGAAGCUCGACCGUAUCGCAGCGAAAAACGGGGCGGAGGGGACGCCGGCGGACGGCGGUCCGAUUUUCGCCAGGGACAGCAGCCUGAGGACCAAAAUGCUGAAGGACGGCUGCGAGUACGGUGCUUCCCCCGACGUACCCGCCGCCGUGGAGAAAUCGGCGCCCAAAUACAUGAAGCUGAUGAAGCCUUUCUACGUCAGGGCGUCGAGGAACGCGAGGUCGUCGGAUUCGUCGACGCCGUCGUCUUCUCCGGCGGCGAAUCUGUCUUCCAGGAAAUUCUGUGAGGUGCGUAGGGUGGGGAGCUUCAAGAUCAUGUCGAGGAGUUUGGUGAAGAGCCGGUCGGCGUCGGCGACGGACGGACCGGCGCUGCCGCCGAUGCGCCGGAGGGACGAUUCACUGCUGGAGCAGUCCGAUGGAAUCCAAGGCGCCAUUCUUCACUGCAAAAAUUCCUUUAAUAAUCCCUCAUAUCGAGAAAUCUCGCAAUUGCCUCGGGCCGCAAGCGAUAACUCGUACGAGAAAUUGAGGAGAAAUACGUUUGAGGAGCAAAAACGGUGCAGCAUUUGAAUCGGAAAAUAAAUGGCGGGAAUGUCCGUAACGCUGAGGAGAGCAUGACGUCGUAUUUUCAGGGCUAUGAAAUGAUGACAAUUAAUUACUUCAAGAUUUUGUACAAGUAGGAUCAGUCUAAUGUCAAAUGAGUAGAGUAGUAGAGUAAGGUAGGACUUUUUUCUUUUCAUUAUUUUUUUUGUUUUCUCUCUGUAAAAAGUAACUGCUGGGUUUGAAAGUAGUGUGGUCUGUGCGAAAAAAAAAAGAAAUUAAAAGUUGAAAAAAUGAAAAAAGAUUGAGGGAAAUGAUUAUGAAUCUUCCCGUGUGACUGCAUUUUCAGAUGGUGCUUAACGCUUUGUAGCAGUAUAUAUGAGUUGUAUUUGUGUAUGAAUAUAUGAAUUUUGGAUUAAUUGUUGUCAACUUCAAAUCAAA
This is a messenger RNA of Striga asiatica, 1643 nucleotides long. Lineage: Eukaryota; Viridiplantae; Streptophyta; Magnoliopsida; Lamiales; Orobanchaceae. The record is from the annotation of a GenBank genome assembly.